Messenger RNA from Telopea speciosissima, 1657 nucleotides. RefSeq names its product berberine bridge enzyme-like 8. The record is from RefSeq and is a predicted model, not a curated record. NCBI's taxonomy places the organism in Eukaryota, Viridiplantae, Streptophyta, Magnoliopsida, Proteales, Proteaceae. Bases 53 to 1657 code for a protein of 534 amino acids. Gene Ontology annotation, molecular function: FAD binding; oxidoreductase activity. The transcript is spliced from 2 exons.
AUAGUCCAUUUCCAAUACCAAAUGAAUGUAAGGAACCUAAACCAUUGAGAAGAUGGAUCCCAUAUGUUCUCUAAUCCUUGUAACACUUUUUUCUGUUUUCAUGUCCUCAUCAAUUUCUUUAGCAACUUCUACUUCAACCUCUGAAAAUUUCCUCAAUUGUCUCUCAUCAACUAAUUCUAAAGCCACCACCCCAAUCUCUAAAGUUCUCUACACUCCUAACAACUCUUCUUUCUCCCCUAUCUUGCAAUCUACAAUACAGAACCUUAGAUUCCUAUCAUCUAAUACUCCCAAACCUUUGUUUAUUAUCACACCCACUAAUAAUUCCCACAUCCAAGCCGCAGUCAUAUGUUCUAGAAAAAAUGGGUUGCAGAUCAAAGUCCGAAGUGGAGGUCAUGACUACGAAGGCUUAUCUUAUCGAUCUGACGUCCCGUUCAUCAUCGUUGAUCUCCGUAAUCUUCGAUCAAUCAGUGUGGAUACACAACAAAGUACAGCUUGGGUUCAGGCCGGUUCAACUAUUGGAGAAGUUUAUUAUCACAUUGCCAAUAAAAGCAACAUCCUUGGCUUCCCUGCAGGGCUUUGCUCCACCGUAGGUGUUGGUGGGCACAUCAGUGGAGGCGGCAUAGGGACCUUGAUGAGAAAAUAUGGGCUUGCUGCUGAUAACAUUAUUGAUGCUUACAUUGUGGAUGUUAAUGGGAGAAUCCUUGACAGAAAAUCAAUGGGUGAAGAUCUAUUUUGGGCUAUUAGAGGAGGAGGAGGAGCAAGCUUUGGAAUUAUUGUCUCAUGGAAAAUCAAAUUGGUUCCUGUUCCACCUACUGUGACUGUCUUUACAGUCCCAAGAACACUAAAACAAGGUGCAACCAAACUUGUGAGUAGAUGGCAACAAGUAGCACACAAUUUCAGUGAAGACCUCUUUGUAAGGGCAGUGGCAGUAGUUGCAACUGGGGCUACACAACAGGACAGCACAAUCCAAGUUUCAUUUAAUUCUUUGUUUCUUGGAAAUGUUAAGGAACUCCUCCCUUUGAUGCAGAAGAGCUUUCCUGAGCUGGGUUUGGUAGCCAAGGACUGCACUGAGAUGAGUUGGAUCAAUUCUACCCUAUAUUUUUCUGGCUUUACUAAUGGAGAGUCCAUUGAUGUUCUUCUUAACAGGUCUUUACAGUCCAAGAUCUAUUACAAGGCCAAGUCUGAUUUUUUACAACAACCCAUUUCUGAAACUGGGUUGGAAAGUAUUUGGAAAGAGCUUAUAGCAGGAAGUAGCAGCCCAGUGGUAAUCAUAGAUCCUAUGGGUGGAAGGAUGAAUCAGAUCUCAGACACUGCAACACCAUUCCCACAUAGAGCUGGCAACUUGUACAAUAUUCAAUACUAUAUGUAUUGGCAAAAUGGAGGGACUAACACAACAAAUGAACAUUUAGUUAGGAUGAGAAAGAUCUACAAGUUUAUGAGCCCAUAUGUUUCCAAGUCUCCAAGGGCUGCUUAUCUUAAUUAUAGGGAUCUUGAUUUGGGUAGAAGCGAUGUACGUAAUACAAGCUACACGAAAGCUCGUGCUUGGGGUGAUAAGUAUUUCAAGAACAACUUCAAGAGAUUAGCAUCUGUAAAGAGCAUGGUUGAUCCAACCAAUUUCUUUUGGGAUGAGCAAAGCAUUCCACCUUUGAACUUUUGA